Molecule: messenger RNA, 801 nt
Organism: Rotaria sp. Silwood2
Lineage: Eukaryota; Metazoa; Rotifera; Eurotatoria; Philodinida; Philodinidae
Source: the annotation of a GenBank genome assembly
AUGGAUAAUCAACGAUUAUUGGUAACAAGUGAAUAUAUUCCACCGAAAAAUGAUCAACAAGGAUUGUGUAUAGCUCUAACGAUAUUUAUUUUAUUCGUCAUUUUUUGGUAUCAUGCUCUCUUUCAAAUCAAUUUAAUGGAUAUAGAACAUCGAUCUCCUUGGUGGGAUAUUAUUGGAACUUUUCUCAUUUUGGAAUUUCUCUAUACAGGAUUGUUUAUCACUUGUCAUGAUGCUAUGCAUGGAGCAAUCAUCUAUCAACAUCGAAAAUUGAAUAAUGCUAUUGGUAAGUUAUGUAUAACUGCCUAUGCUUGGUUUGAUUAUCAACGAUUGUAUGAAAAACAUUGGCGUCAUCACAAUCAUACAGGUAUUGUCGAUCAUGAUCCAGAUUAUCAUGAUGGUCAACGAAUAUCGCUUUUUUUCUGGUAUUUCAAAUUUAUGUGGGGAUAUAGUUCUCUUCUUCAACUUACUAAAGUUGGUCUAUGGGGUAAUUUUCUAAUGUAUAUAUGUUCAGUACAAUUUAUCAAUAUCAUCAUAUACAUGUUAAUAUGUCCUAUAUGCAGUUCAUUUCGUCUUUUCUACUUUGGUACUUAUUUACCACACAGACCAGAAGUUAUUAAUAGUCGAAUGGUAGAAAAAAUGCCUUGGGAAAAAUCACGUUCAUCAAAUGUGAAUCGUCUUGUGAGCUUCUUAUGUUGCUAUCAUUUUGAUUAUCAUUGGGAACAUCAUCGAUGGCCAUAUGCACCAUGGUGGAACUUAUGGAAAUGUAAAGAAAUUCAACAAAGAAUGAAAAAAUCAUCUUGA